Molecule: messenger RNA, 195 nt
Organism: Racocetra persica
Lineage: Eukaryota; Fungi; Glomeromycota; Glomeromycetes; Diversisporales; Gigasporaceae
Source: the annotation of a GenBank genome assembly
AUGCCGAAAUCAAAAGGCAAACAGAACAAACCCGGUGAUGUGAAGAUGAACGCCAUUUCAUCAUCUGGGGCCAAAAAUGCAACGAACGAAACUGCACCAACUGUGAUCAGAGAAACUAGGUCCGGUAACGCAAAAAGGAAGGCAAUUUCAACCGUAGUCGGUAAUGAAGAACUAAAAUUAGACGGAAAUAAAUAA